Hyaloscypha bicolor E is the source of this 1596-nucleotide messenger RNA. RefSeq names its product GMC oxidoreductase. Lineage: Eukaryota; Fungi; Ascomycota; Leotiomycetes; Helotiales; Hyaloscyphaceae. The transcript has 9 exons. Gene Ontology annotation, molecular function: flavin adenine dinucleotide binding; oxidoreductase activity, acting on CH-OH group of donors. The record is from RefSeq and is a predicted model, not a curated record. Bases 1 to 1596 code for a protein of 531 amino acids. Gene Ontology annotation, biological process: secondary metabolite biosynthetic process.
AUGCUUGAGUCAUCCAACCUGAUGUUGCCUCGAACAACCUACAAUUUUAUCAUUGCUGGUGGUGGCAUUGGAGGACUCACAGUUGCCAUCGACUGGCCGAAGAUCCGAACAGCUCUGAUUUUUCUUGUAGCAUCUGUUGUGAUCGAGUAUGGCCCAAUUAAUAAAGGAGAGCCAUACAUCCUGGUCCACCUCAACAAUGCGACGUACUCAGUUCUGAUAGGACAGUGUAUUGGGGGUGGCUCUACUGUUAAUGCAAUGUUUCUUCAACGAUGCCCUGCUGUGGAUUAUGAUUCUUGGGAAGCAUUGGGAAAUCCAGGAUGGGGAUGGAACUCCCUUCUGCCAUACUUCAAGAGAAGUGAAAACUUCACUGCCCCCAAUCCAGCAUUUACUCAACAAAGCAACAUCACACACAGCACAAUGUCCAUGGUUUCAACGGCCCAGUGCACGCAAGCUAUGCCCCAUACACUUAUCCCGGAAGUGGCGGGUCGCUUUUGGAAUGCAGCACUGGCUCUAGGCAUUCCCAUAGACCCGGACCCAAACAGCGGGAAAAACACCGGGCUCUUCACUUCUUUGAAGGCUUUGAAUGCCGGCACUGAGACUCGAUCAUAUCUAAAGCUGCUCAUUAUGAUUGAUACUGCAGUCAGUAAAGUUCUGUUCAAGGACAAGACGGCUGUGGGUGUGGAGUAUCGCCUUGUUGGAACAAAUCAAGUGUUCAGUGCCACUGCAUGCAAUGGGGUCAUUUCCGCAGCUGGCGCUGUCCACUCGCCACAAAUCCUGCAGUUUUCGGGUGUGGGACCGAAGGCUUUGCUGCAGAGUCUGGGUAUUCCAGUUGUUCUUGACCUCCCAGGCGUGGGAACGAACUUCCAAGACCAGCUCAAUAUGCCAGUCACUUACAAUUUCACGUCCAAUGUCUUCCCCAAUGCGGACUCGCUGCAAAACAAUGUAACCUUCUUUGCUGAACAACUUGCACUCUACAACUCUGCUCACCAAGGAGCACUCACCCUUACAGCGCAAACUGGGAACAACAUCGUAUCUCUUUAUUUAAAAGAAACCACAAGUAAUUGGAAGGCUCUAAUCGCACUUGCUGCGUCUCAGGAUCCUGCAUCACUCCUUCCACCUGGCAGCGACCCAACACAAAUCCUUCAGUUGUAUAUUUCAUACAGCUCAGCUAUCGGUAGCAUCAGUUGGAACACAGGUGCAACGACAUCAGUGUACCAAGUCAAGCCCCUUAGCCGAGGAACCAUCAAGAUCAACUCUACCAAUAUAUUUGACAACCUACUCGUCGACUUCGGAGCCCUGACCGAUCCCACAGACAUCGAACUAGUCCUCGCACUGAUCCGAGGAAUUCGAGCACAGAUAAACCCACCAAUUGCGCAUGAGUGCUGCACUCUUUCAAUGGCGCCCUUGAAAUAUGGCGGAGUCGUUGAUUCGGACCGGCUGGUGUAUGGUCUAAAGGGGCUGAGAGAGGCAGAUGUCAGCGUAUGGCCGUUCUCCCCCCCAGGAAGUGCUCCGUCAGCUACAGCCUAUGCUGUGGGGGAGAAGGUGAGUGACCCGGUCGUGCGAGAAAGUAGACACAUAUGGCUGACCUUUAAAUAG